Messenger RNA from Lineus longissimus, 3886 nucleotides. RefSeq names its product histone deacetylase 6-like. The record is from RefSeq and is a predicted model, not a curated record. The coding region runs from base 1726 to 2103 and encodes 125 amino acids. NCBI's taxonomy places the organism in Eukaryota, Metazoa, Nemertea, Pilidiophora, Heteronemertea, Lineidae. The transcript is spliced from 2 exons.
UAAAACAGGCCUUUUCUACAGGCGCCUCUCAUCCGGCUAAAUAGCGUCUACACUGUAUAAUAAUAUGUAUAUGAAUGUCUUUUUUUUUCUCUUCAUAAUUUUUAUUACAUAUAUCUUUUCCUAUACAUCAUCGUGACCUGUCACAGCAGGCGCUCUUUGCUAUGAGCUCGACGGGUUGAGGGGGACUGGUGGUUCAUUUCACUGUUGUCUGCUUUUAGAGAAAAACGGGCAUCAAUUUUUCCCAUUAUAUCCUAGUGAUAUUUGGGCUCAUAUUCUCUGCGACAUAUGCCGGUUUGGCUGUUUGGGGUCACAUUUGGCACCAGACACGGUGUGUAUGUACUAGGACAGCAGCUACAAUGUCAGGCCAAUCACCAGCCCGAUGUUUUCAGAAGCUUUCAAGAUUCUUUGGAAUUGUACUGGGGGCUCUUUCAGCUCUAUUGUAUUCUGUCAGCCUCGUUCUGUUCAAGAAGGUGGAAGGAAUGGGGUCCUCCGAGAUUGUAUGUAUCAGAUCGCUCGUGACCGUGAUAUUUGCGGCAGCCUACCUACUAUUAAAAGGGGAACCGCCAAUCAUACUAAAAAACCGAUACGCUUGGAUACUUGGAAUGACAAGUAUUUUCGUCAACUACUUAUAUUUCGCAGCCGUGCUUCACCUUAGUUUUGGUGAUGUAAAUGCAAUAUUGUAUUCGUCUCCCGUCAUCAUUGGAAUCCUGGCAUAUUUCAUUCUCAAAGAACCAUUCGGGAUAUUCGAUUUUGUAAUAACAGUUGUAAUGGUGUUAGGAGUUAUUUUCGUUGUUCAACCAACGUUUCUUAAAACGCUGUUUCAUAUGAACGGAGGCGUUCUUCAUCCCAACAGAAGCGGAAUUCAACACGGCAGUGCCAAUGAUAAAAACUGCACUGAUAUCGUCGGCAACCUGACAGCAGUCGACUGUCGUAAUCGCUCCGAAACCUCCUUCAACGACAGUGGCUUUCAGUUACAAAGGAUCUAUGCUUCAAUAUUUGCAAUCGCGGCGACCAUAAUCUCUGCCGUGAGUUAUAUCAUUCGGAAGAAAUUAACAGAUAUCAACCCAACGAUAAUAGUAUGUCAGGUCAACUUGGUUAUGUUCAUAUGUGGACUCCCAAUAGUCUCAGUAAUCGAGAGGUGGAGAUUUCCGGGAGAGGUUGCCCCGUGGUUAUGGACAAUGGCAUCCACGCUCACGAAUCUGUUCGCUCAGGUCUCAUAUCAGUUAGCCCUGAGGUACGACACGGCUACAGCAGUGGCGAUUGCCCGAACGUCUGAGAUACCAAUCGCAUAUGUCAUGCAGAUCAUAAUCUUUCAUGAUAUCCCGAAUGCGCUGAGCAUGUCAGGCGCCGUAUUGGUGAUAGGCGCGGUUUUUGUGUAUUGCUGCAGACGAUAUUUGAAAGAAAGAAAAAAAACAAAACAAGUGAUGAAGGGACUUCUUGAAGACGAGUGUACAACAGUAGAACUGGAGAUGAAGGGACUUCUUGAAGACGAAUGUACAGCAGAACAGGAGAUGAAAGGACUUCUUGAGGACGAAUGUAUAACAGAACUGGACAUGAAAGGACUUAUCUUAUGACGAAUGUAUACCAUAACUGGAGAUGAAAGGACUUCUUGUAGACGAAUGAACAACAAAACAGGAGAUGGUAAGGAUUUAUCUUAUGACGAAUGUACAACAGAACCGGAAAUGAAAGGACUUAUCUUAUGACGAAUGUAUAACAGAACAGGAGAUGAAUGGGCUUCUUGAAGACGAAUGUACGACAGAACAGGAGAUGAAUGGACUUCUUGAAGACGAAUGUACAACAGAACAGGAGAUGAAUGGGCUUCUUGAAGACGAAUGUACGACAGAACAGGAGAUGAAUGGACUUCUUGAAGACGAAUGUACAACAGAACAGGAGAUGAAAGGACUUCUUGAAGACGAAUGUACAACAGAACAGGAGAUGAAUGGACUUCUUGAAGACGAGUGUACAACAGAACAGGAGAUGAAAGGACUUCUUGAAGACGAAUGUACAACAGAACAGGAGAUGAAAGGACUUCUUGAAGACGAAUGUACAACAGAACUUGAGAUGAAUGGACUUCUUGAAGACGAAUAUACAACUAGGAGAUGAGUGGACUUCUUGAAGGCGAGUGUACAACAGAACAUGAGAUGAAAGGACUUCUUGAAGACGAAUAUACAACUGGGAGAUAAGUGGACUUCUUGAAGGCGAGUGUACAGCAGUAUUACAGGAGAUGAAGGCAUUUUUGAAGACAAAUAUAUAACAGUACUGGAUAUGGACGCAUUUCUUGAUGACAUCAAUGUUUAUCAGAUGACAACGUCUGGUAAAUGGAAAACAAUGGUGUGCUUUUCCGUGGAUCUUAUGGCUUUGAGUGACAGACGGAUUCCGAUGCUUUGACAAAUCUUUGUUGAACUACGCUGUCGCUGAUGACUUAAGCACUCCUGAAUAUCUACUGCUGCCUUUUCCAAAGUAAUUUUCACUGUCCUUUUGGGCCGCUGUGCAAAACUCCUUGGCCACGUUUUAGGAUACAAGAGGAUUUCAGUAACCAUGGUUACAUCUGUUAUUUAUUCGUGUACUUUCAUGUACAUGUAGUUCAUUUACAAGUUGUUUGUUUAAAACUUGCAACGAGCCAAAUUAUUAGUGGGCCGAUGUGAAUAAUGUUGCAUUUUUAAUUCAUGCAUAGACAAACCGUUUUUAUUACAUCUAAACCUUAUGUUCAAAUUCAUGUUUUGAAUGUGUUAUUGGUUCGUUCACUUUGCAUAUUGGCUUUGUAUGUGCAUGCUGCAAUGACCCUGCCACCUGUUAUCACAACCAACAGCAAGUCUAAUCGCCGUGCCGUGCAACAUUUUAUUCAUCAGAAAUUGGAUCGCUUUUGCCGUUUUAAUUAAAAUUUCUGGCAUUGGUGCAAGUAUUAAGCUUGGUACAUCGAUGUUUGCUGGUUGUACUGGGCGCUCACGCAGUCGGCUCUCUUUAUACCUGGUGACCCACGCCGACUACCGAUGAGUUUCUGGUACGUUCGGUCGCGAAUACGUAUUGAGGCUUCAUGUCCGUCUUGUGAAUGAUGUUUGGCCCAACCUGAUCAGGUUGGCAACCAUUACUCAUUUUUCAAUGUUGUUUUUCAGAUAUCUAAAGAGCAGUUCCUUAACUUUUUACACAACUUUUUUUAGUAGUGUACUUGCUUUUGGUGGCCCACUCGAGAAUAGUAGACAAUAAGCAUGCUGCUUUGUUCAGCGACCAUGUGUGACCCUCGCACUCGGCCUGCUUCUCACUGCCCGGAAGAAAGGUUCAAUGAUUAUACCAACAAAUAGGCCUUAAGUUGCUCCCUGCUGUCUCAACUGCCUGUCUACGAGAUAUCCUUUCCUACAUCUUGUAAAAACCCAUUGCCUCCAUGACGAUUGACAUAACGCAGCAAAACCUAACUGGUAUGAUAAAUUCAACUUAACGAUAAUGUCCCCUGAUCAAAGAGAUGGUUUUUUUUAAAAAACUAAAACAAUAUCGAUUGAAUCAAGUCGAAAGUGUGUAUAAACAAAGUUCAACGGUUCAGAUAUUGCAAAGAGUCGACACAAUGUAGAGGAUCAGAGGAAUAUUGAAGAAAUUGCUCGGGGCUACUGCACAUGUGUAGGGAAACCUUUUGUCGGGUGUAGUAUAUGUACGCUAAAUAGUUAUAGAUGUAGAGUACGAGAUGCAAUGGGAUGCAUCCACCACGGUUGUUGACCGCAAAGCUUUGCUUGAUCGUCAUUGAGAUGUGACUAUGUGUGCUGCAUGGAUCGAGCAAUGAGAUCCGUGGUAUUCCUUGAAGCCGUAUUCCCUGGGUUAAUGUGUAAAAUCAUGGACGGCCAAGGCCUAUUGUACUGAUUGUACCUAGUCUCUGUUGAGUGUGAAUAAACAUAUAUAC